AUGAGUCGGCUCAGCCUGCUCGCCUCCAUCGUCUCUUCACAACAAACUGGUCUGUUCGAUCCACGCGAAGCUACCAUAGCAUCGACACACUAUGCUCUCUACACCGGCCAAGAAACAUGUCGUGGCAUCGUCUCCUCCUUUUUAUCCCGGAUCGAAGCACUGAACGGCCAUAUCAACGCAAUCGUGGCCAUCAGUCCACACGCUCUUCGUAUAGCCGACGAGCUUGAUGCGGCACUUGCUGCUAAGAAUACAACCCAUGGCCCCCUCUUCUGCAUACCAAUCUUGCUCAAGGACAAUUUCGACACCGCAGAUAUGCCAACCACUGGCGGAAAUCGGGCUCUGGCUGCCUCCCAACCGAGUGUAGAUGCGUUGACGGUACAGGCUUUGAGGAACGCUGGCGCCAUCGUUCUCGCGAAAAGUAACUUGCACGAAUUGGCGCUCGAGGGCAUGAGCGUCUCUUCUCUGGGCGGACAGACUAUCAACCCGUACGAUCUUACACGGACACCCGGCGGUAGUUCUGGAGGCACCGGCGCUGGGAUUGCGGCCUCUUUCGCCGUCUGGGGCACCGGCAGCGACACCGUCAACAGCCUUCGCUCUCCUGCUAGCGCCAAUGGCCUAUUCAGUUGUCGUCCCACUCGUGGUCUGAUCAGUCGCACCGGGGUAAUGCCCAAUUCCUUUACUCAGGACGCCGUUGGACCGACUGCCCGGUGUGUUGAGGACAUGGCUGUAGGGCUCACUGUGAUGGCCAGCGUGGGGAUCGACCGGAGUGACAAUGCAACCACGCUUGUUCCCGCCGGUAUCCUCGGUACCCACUAUGCAGCGAAUCUCGAUGCGCUGUCCUUGGGAGGACUGAGAUUUGGUCUUCUUGAAAGCUUUUUCAACCACACAUCUUCUGCCGAGACUGAUCCUGUCAAUCGUGCCAUGGUGGAUACUGCAAAGACUCUGCAGCAAGCCGGCGCAGCAGUAGUGUCAAUCAACGAUGUUUACGAUGCAAUCAGUAUACAAGCUACUCUUGAUACGCAACGAUUCGAAUUUCGCGAGGGAAUGGACAAGUAUCUGUCGCAGUCGUCGCUGAGAGGCCGUCAUCCUGGAUCACUCGCAGAGCUCUUCUCCGGCGAAGACUUUCUUGUCCUCCCCAGCCAGUACGACUACGUCAGGAUGGUCCUCGCGUCUUCAACAUCAAACACCACAGAGGGCGGACGGCCUGGAUAUGACGUGAUAAAGAAUGGCAUACUCAACCUGACUCAGGAUCUCCACGAGACAUUUGCAAAGCACAAUCUUGACGCCAUCAUCUACCCUGAGCAGAAGAAUCUCGUCGUCCCGCUCGGCUCUCCAAACCAAUCUGGCCGAAACGGCAUCCUGGCCGCGCUGACCGGCUUUCCCGUUGUCACAGUACCCAUCGGCUUUAGCACGGCAACCGAUACGGCUCCCGAGGGCAUACCCAUCGGCAUGGAAAUCAUGGGUCUACCCUGGACGGAAGAGAAAUUGCUACAAAUCGCCUUCAAGAUGGAGGAACUGAAGGCGGCUCGGAGGCCUCCCAAGUGGGCGAAGGCAAGGGUCGAUGUAAAGCAGUACGGCAAUGUGCCGCGUGUCGUUCCCGAUGGAGGUAGCAUUCCGUUGCAGUAUCCCGUUGGCAAAUUGUGA
Messenger RNA from Zymoseptoria tritici IPO323, 1644 nucleotides. RefSeq lists its product as uncharacterized. Bases 1 to 1644 code for a protein of 547 amino acids. NCBI's taxonomy places the organism in Eukaryota, Fungi, Ascomycota, Dothideomycetes, Mycosphaerellales, Mycosphaerellaceae. The transcript has a single exon. The record is from RefSeq and is a predicted model, not a curated record.